GGAGGCCAGCAGAAGACGGCAAGGUUUCCUCUCCCAGAACUAGCCACAUCCAACCACUGACAUGGCCAUCCUGAUGGAUAUCUGCCUGCUUGUUAUGCUGAUGGUGCCCUUGUGUGCUUCAAGAUCCAUACACAAAGCAGGGCUUGAAGACAACGGUGGCAGCGGAGAGAGCGAGGGGGCGUCCUCCAUCCCACCCCCUGCAAGUGUGACGCUAGGUGCAAACCCCACCUUGAAUGACCUCAUUGUGAAUGGGACUUCGACAUCCCUCAACAUAUUGGACGGGAUUGUGGACUUCUUCCAGAAGUACAUGCUCUUGAUUAUUGUGGUCGGCUCCUUGGUCUUCCUCUUCCUUUUCAUCGUGUGUGCCGCUGUCAUCGUCCGGCAGAAACACAAGGCUUCGGCCUACUAUCCAUCAUCUUUUCCAAAGAAGAAGUACGUGGACCAGAACGACAAGUCAGGAGGGGCCAAGGCCUUCAGCGAAGUGCCAGAGAAGCUGUCUGAUGCCGACCAGGAAGAGCCCGUUGACUCCACCAAACAGCUGCAGGCAGAUAUUUUAGCUGCUGCACAGAACCUCAAAUCCCCAGCCAAGGCUGUCACAAUGAACGGGGAGAGUGCCAAAAUGGAGGACAGGGCAACCAACGUCAAGGAGGAAAGGACAAAGACAAUGGAAGAGGCUGAGAAGGAAGAGAAAGCCAUUCCAGAAGAACAGGAUGGUCCAGCAGAGGAGGCUGAGACUCCAGCCCUGCCAAACUCAAUACAUGCGGAAAUCAAUGGGGAAGAUGUGAAGGAUCAACAGGUGGAAGAAGAAACUCACCCAGCAUCUCCAGAAGAGCCCAAGGAAUCACCAGGGACUGAUAAUUCCACAGGAAAAGUCUCAGAAAGUGAGGCAGAUGAGCCGGGGGCUCCACCCCCUGAUAGUACUUGCACCUCAGGAGACUAGGACACGGGGCCUCCCUUGCUUGGCUUUCCACCCAUUGGCUGUCGUGUUGAAAACCUGAUCAUACUGAACCUGUGAUGAACUUUACUUUUACUCUGUGGCCAACACCAGGCCCUUCAGUAUUUGACGUUUCCCACCUCCAUUUUAGAGAAGCCCCGUUAGAAGUAGCAUAAUGAGGUUUUGCCUUAACAGUCUCUUCAUUGAAUGACUUAGCCGCUCUCCUCUGACACAAGUACAAGGUAUUAUUUAGUAGGUGAGGAUGACUGGAGGAGAUCCAGCACUGAGCGCUGACUGAGAUCCAAAUGUAGGACUGAAACCACUGUUGGGUUUAAACCUAUUUUGAAACACUUUUUUGUGAAUAGAUAUGGUAGAACCUAUGGUUCAGGCCCACUUCUGGGUGAGGUUUUUUUUAGCAGUCCCCAAUAAUAGUAGCUGCCUACCCAAUCCCCACUUUCCAGGUGAGUGCCUGGCUGCUCCAUAUUCUAUACUCUCCCCGGGAUCAGUAACCCAUUCUGGUUUUCUGCCAAAGCUGAAUUUACACAGUGCUGAUUGGCUGGCCUUUUGGGUAAUCAUGAAGCCAACCUCUCCUUUUGAAGCAAGGCUGUGCAACAUGCCCAUUGGCCAGCCUUUGGGUCAAUUACAAAGCCACUGCACCUGCCUUUUUUGGAAGUAGGGACUUAGCACAGCACUGAUUGGUCAGCCUUUCGUGUCAAUCACAAAGCCACCUCAAUCUAACUUGGAGCCUUUUUUCAGGUGCUGAACAAAUUUUUGAUAAAAGAACAGUGCAUGAUGCUUAAAAAUGUGGCUGGCAAAAUUACAAUCUGGAUUCAAUUUGAAGCUGAGUAUAUGUGCCCUUUGAGGAGUGAAGGCGCAUGGGUGGAAGAAGUGCUCACCUCUCAGAAAAAAUCUCUGCCACAGUUUACAAGUAGGUCCGCAUGUGGCCUGACAAUCUUCGUUAGAGGUUCUGCUCCAAGAUUUCGUGAUGUUAGGUUUUAAAUUUAACUCCCAUCCACGUGACACAAAAACCUCAGUUGGACUUGAUAAUGGAUGCUACUUCUGACAUCAGCCGGAGAGACACCAACUUUGACACCGCAGAUGCCUUUGUGGUCAAUUUCAGUGCUCAAAAAAUCCUACAGAAGAUCCCUGCUCAAGAGAAUGGGCUCGGAUCUGGGAUGUGCCCACCUGAUUGACUGGCAUGCUUAAAGUUUCACAAACAUCCGGGCAUUUAUAUUAUUACAAGAAUUUUGGGGUGGGGAGGAAGCACACCAGAACUGGCUUUUCAUGCCACUUGAACCCUGAAGCAUUUGUAUCAGCAAAAGAUCUUCAUUCAUUUUUGAAUUUUGAAUUUAUAAUAUCUGUGGAAACAGCAUAUAUUUGGGAAACUCAAAAAAUCUGCCUACAGUGCCAGUAAUGUUGGCUGGACAUUUUUACUCUUUCUACCAGCUCUGACAGGGUUCGGGGGAGCUAAACUAAAUUGUUUAAAAACUCACUUUUGUACUUUUGUGAAGGACUUUUGAGUGGCUUUAUUGUUUCCAUUUGGGAUUCUGAGACGUUUUCUCCUCUGGCCUGCUCAGGAAAGAGAGGAAUACUUUUAGCAAACAUUACAGCUGGACCAAGAAACUCUUUAUAUGUGACAAGCCUUGAAGAAUUUGAGCGGAGGGUUUUAUUGGGGGAGGACCAUUUUCGCCCAGCUUCUUCACAAAGGUUCUGAUAAUAUUUAUGACUGUGGCCAUUCCUCAGAACACGAGAUAAUAGGGAAGCCCUCUCUUAAGUCUAAUUAGCCAACAAAAAAGCAUUGAUGGUUAUGCCCUCUCUAAGAACAGGGAUUUGUCAAUCCUGGCUGGUGGGCCCUCAUUUUCAGCUAUGGCUGUGUGCCAUGGAGGGGCUUGGGGAACUAGGUUGGGAUCAUGGAAUUGUAAAGUUGGAAGGGACCCCCAAGGGCCAUCUAGUCCAACCCCCUGCAAUGCAUUAGUGAUGUUUGCCCUGCCCUCUUUCUGGCUGGCUGGGUCCAUUUAAAUUUCCCAAUAUGCUUCCAAAUACCAGAUGCUGGAAGCCACCGAAGAGGCAUGUGCUCUUGUGAUGGUCUUCUAUCCCACAAUACCAUGCACACCAUUCUCCUGGGGUGCUGUGGAGAAUUAGAACCCUGGAGCCCUUUGCAUUCAAACCCAGGAGGACCCAACAACCCAGGUAGGCCACCCCCUCAUGCUUUCUUGUUCAACAAGCACCAUGGAUUGGGUGGUUUUAGGUGAACAGCUUCUGGGAUGCCUUUGAGUGACCAGUGGGAGCAAAGGCAACAUGAGGGGUCAGAGGUCCUUGGCUGAUUAAGACUGGGGGUCAAGGACUACAGGGCCUCAACCAGGAACCUCAUGGCCUAGAGUUACUUGGGCAGAAAUAAUGAUUUAUCUGGAAGUGCCCAUUCCCUCUGUUGGAAAAAGCAACUUUCCCAUUCAAUGGUUAUGCCAUGUUCUGAAAAACAUUUUGUUUAAAACCACACAGGGUAAAAAAAAGGCCAAAGCUACUUACUGCACUGAGUUUGGGGCCCUUUUGCAAAACUACUUUGGUGUUAAGUGUGGAAGGGGAAUGACGACCAGUACAGGGAUUCCUAAGAAGAAUGGCUUCCACCAAAGCUACUCUCUUGGAUUCUUCCAUGGAAAACGUUGGCAGGCUUCGCAAAACUGUAUACGGUCCCUGGGCAACCACCACAGUAUCUGAAAUCAUCGCCAUCUCGUCCAGAAGUCAUAGAGAAAUAAACCAGAGGGAUUAUCUCUGCAAUUUUAUAAACUGAAAUCUAACCAAUUACUUAAGAAAUAACCUGAAUAUUAAACAAAUUAAUUAAGU
Lacerta agilis (Sand lizard) is the source of this 3775-nucleotide messenger RNA. RefSeq names its product transmembrane protein 119 (gene TMEM119). Gene Ontology annotation, biological process: positive regulation of bone mineralization; positive regulation of osteoblast differentiation; positive regulation of osteoblast proliferation. Lineage: Eukaryota; Metazoa; Chordata; Lepidosauria; Squamata; Lacertidae. The transcript is spliced from 2 exons. Bases 62 to 940 code for a protein of 292 amino acids. Gene Ontology annotation, cellular component: plasma membrane. The record is from RefSeq and is a predicted model, not a curated record.